Messenger RNA from Cylicocyclus nassatus, 1494 nucleotides. The record is from the annotation of a GenBank genome assembly. Lineage: Eukaryota; Metazoa; Nematoda; Chromadorea; Rhabditida; Strongylidae.
AUGGCGUUCCCUGAUUUUGAUCGAAUAGAAGAGGUACCCGAAGAAGAGAAAUCCGAAGAAGCCAAUGGACAAAGCAAAGGUGAUUCAUCUGAAUCUGAGGGUCUUCCAAGUGAGAGUGGAAGUAGCGAGGAAACAGCUAGCCGAGAAAAAUCACCAAAGAGCGAAACAAGCAAUGAGGACGAAGGAACACGUAGCCCACUAGGGCCACCAGCCCCACCAGGAGAGCCAGGGCCAGCACCACCAGUACCACCUAAGCCAUCUAUACCAGCGGGAAACAAGUCAAAGGCGAAAAAAGUUUUGAAGAAAAGUGCAAAGGCCAGGAACAACAAGAAGAAAACUAAGGAUUUGCCCGUUGGUUUCAUGUUCACUACGAUACUGUCUUCCUUCAAUAAUGCCGAUAAGUUCAAAAUGGAAAUAAACGUUUCGAGCAGAUCUUCCUUCCUUGCAUGUGUACAGUUUUCGAAAAGCAUAGGAGCUGAUGUUCUCUCUACGAGGGGCUUGUCUGUACUAUAUUCCAAAGAUAACGAUCAAAGCGUGAUGGCGGUUACCAUAGCUGUGAGAGUUGUUAGAUACUAUCAUUCUCCCACGCUUGAGAAGGUUAUUACAACGCGAGACGGCGAAGCGCAAACAGAGCGAGUUGAAAUGAGGACGGUGCAAACUCAGGUUCAACCGUCUUGCACCAAUGCUGGAUCGAAUACAGAGCUCCACCUGCUAUCUGAGAACGAGCUCGAAAGUACUGUAGCCAGUGUGGUAGCGCAGCAUCUCGAAGAUAUGAAAACAUCAGAAUCCAAGAAGAAAGAACAACGAAAUGCUGAGAAGAACGUCAACACCAGACCUAUUCAAGUGCCUAUGCAGAAAGCAGAAGAUCUGGACCUAGGAAAAAAUGUGGUUCCUCGAUUACAGAAGUUACGGGUUCUGGACAAAAUGAUUGGUGAAAGAGCAGCUGUAGUAGAACAAUUUGACGAGAGCCUAGUAAAGAUGGAAAUAGCGAAAAAACGCGAGUUCAUUCGCAAGUCCAGGAAUGCGCUGGCAGAUUUGAAAGCACAACGAGAAGCUUCAAAAUCGGCUGAAAUGCUCGAAGCUAUACUUAGGCGUAGAACGCCACAAAGACCGAAAAGCCGCGACGCAGCGACGCAGUCUGAACGACCGCCUUCGUCAGAAGAGCAGUCGCAAAGCUCAUCUAGCAGAACUUCGUCUACGAGCACUUCUACUUCCGAUGCGUCUAUGGAUGAGGAAGGACAGGCAACCGAGUCGAGCUCAACUGCUAGUACAAGAAGCAGUUCUUCGUCGAAGGAAACGAUAUUGAGAAAGAAUUCUAAUUCCACGACGUCCUCGAGCACACAGCCUACCGUCAGAAACCAAGAACAAGCGGACGAUGCGGUUAGGCAACAACGGAAUCAAGCGCCUGCAGAAGCACCUCCUCUCUCACCAACAUCGCUUUAUUUGAAACAACUGCGAGAAAAGAUAUUGCAAGAAAGGAUGCAGAAAGUUUGA